CGACUCUAAGUGAUAUAACUUUAAAUCGGUAGCAGUGGAAUAAACACACUCAUUCUUUUUCUUUCUCAAAUAUAUGAAUAUAAUGUUAUAGCAUAGUUUUCAUUCAAUGAUUCCGUCUGCCUUUUAUUACUUUUAACCCUUGUUUUUCCACUUAUGUUGUUGAUAUUUGUCCCAGUCAUUGACUUCACAUGUUGUCAAGUUUCUAUCUCUCGAUGAUGAUGAUGAUAAUGUUAACUGUAGCGCCUUAAACUGAUAAACAUUUGAAUCACAUUCCAUAUUAUUUAUGCUUAUCUACUUACCUUAGUGUUUAUUGGUCAAAUUAUAACUGACCUAUGAGAAAUUCCUAAGACGCUUUAAAAAUUCAUUUAUAAAAACUUGAAAAAAAAAUUAUGUUGAUUUUGUGAUAUAAUUGCGCUGUUAUUAAGUCAACAGUGACCUCGGCCUAAAAUAACAACUACAAUAGUGUUCAACAUACAUAUUGAAGAAUUACACUAACAAUUAUGACAAUAUUGUUCAAAUAUUUUUCGAAAAGAUUAAUUUAUCCGUUAACAAUGAAAACUUUAUUGGUUCUCUUCAUUUAUUAUACAUUUUCAAUUCAUGGAUCUAUUCAACAUGCAGCUUUAGGUCAACCAAUGAAAGAUAGUUCAUUAGCUAAAGAAGUCUAUUUUAGAACUGAUUCAGGAUAUAAUAAAUGUUUAGCAAUUUGUUUAUAUUGUUAUCGUGAUCAAAAGUCAUUUUAUGAUUGUGCGAACGUUCAAUGUCCAUUGUUACAAGAUGCAGAUUUCCCACCGCAUUUCGAUGAGGACUGUGUACUACUUUCAUCUUUAAGCAUGAAACUGAAAGAAUCCCUAAUACACUAAGCAAAAUUUGAUGGAAUUAUUACAAACAAAAAGUAUAGAAAAUUUAUUUCUCAACCGUAAAUAUUGUAUCAAAUGCUUGCCAAUAAUAUUUAAUAAAUCUAUGAUUUUAUUAGAGAUGAUUCUGUCUAUAUUAUUUAAGUAGAAUAAUAGUGGGUAAAGAGAGUAUGAAUUUUUGAUUGCUGUGCAUUAUAACAGGUUACAGAAUGAUGUAUUCUAUUUAUCCACUUGAUUAAUUUUCAUUCGGUUCAAUUUAUGAGUAUCAAGAAGCAAGGUGAAUUUCAUGUUUAUUUGUCUCGAAAAUUAUGAUUUAUAAACCUUUAAUUUAUCAUAAUACAACGACAUUUACUAGUUACUUUCUGAUAAUGAUUCCAAAUACUAGACGAAAACAGAAAUUAGUUAUGGAAAUAAACAUUAGUCAUAUUCAGGUUGAACAACCGCUACACACUAACGCAAUACAUAACUAGAAAAACAAUCCCUUCUCCAAAGCUUUUGCUUGAAAAUAUAAGAUAAAAUGUUUAAUGAUUAAAUAAAUAUAGGGUCACUGAACUUAGAUAUUAACUCAAAAAUAGUAUGAUAAAAGUAACAACUAGUGAAAAUAGUUCAUUAGAUAAAAUGAAAUGAAAAGUGACAACUAAGAAUUUAGAGCGGGACCAAAAACAAUAAAUCUGAUUAUGAAAAGCUCUACUAUUAUUAUAAGCUGAGUCUCGAGUUCUCUACAGCAAUGCUAAUUCAUUCACCAUCUGUCGAUUCCAAUAGUACACUUUAUGAGCGUCUAUACAUGCACUCAAUAGCAUUAUACACCGGUUUCGUUGACGCUGAUGUUGCUAUACAAUGAUAUCAUCAAUAGAAGUAUGAGCAAAUUCUGUCUCCAGUCUUAUUAUGAAAAUACCUGUACGAAUAUCAGAACCAAACUUCAACGAACUUGGUUACUGCAUAAAAUGGAACCAACUUUCGUUUGUUAACAUUAUUCUUAUGUGUGUAUCCAUCUACCUAAGCUAUAAAUGUAGUUUGUAAUUAGCAGAUAUCUAUCUUCCUAACAGGAGUGAACCACCAAGAACUGAUUAUCAGGUCAACUCAACCACGUGAUUCUGUCGUAACUGUUUCCACCUCUCAUGAAAAUCUUAAUGGCUAGUAGUGAGACAUCCAUAAUUCCAAAAUGUUUUUGAUUUUUUUCAAAUUUAAUAAAAAAAGUAGGAAGUAGCAGUUAUACGGGCUUUGUUUAAUGGAACUAAUUGGGUAUUUUCAUGUGAAUUAAAAAAGCGUGAUUCCCAACGUAUGCUGUACAAUAAUCUACUUCAAUUCAUGACUAAAGACGCUCUAAAAAUAAACGUGACUUUCCUACACAGCUGGCUAUAGAUGUUACUUGAUCAUCAAAGGAGAUUCUGCACUAGAUCCGAUAGU
Messenger RNA from Schistosoma haematobium, 2261 nucleotides. RefSeq lists its product as uncharacterized. NCBI's taxonomy places the organism in Eukaryota, Metazoa, Platyhelminthes, Trematoda, Strigeidida, Schistosomatidae. The coding region runs from base 501 to 860 and encodes 119 amino acids. The record is from RefSeq and is a predicted model, not a curated record. The transcript has 3 exons.